Molecule: messenger RNA, 7326 nt
Organism: Suricata suricatta (meerkat)
Lineage: Eukaryota; Metazoa; Chordata; Mammalia; Carnivora; Herpestidae
Gene: VGLL3
Product: vestigial like family member 3
Exons: 4
Coding region: 337-1317 (326 amino acids)
Biological process (GO): regulation of transcription by RNA polymerase II
Cellular component (GO): nucleus
Source: RefSeq, a predicted model, not a curated record
ACUGCGGUGGGCGCUGCCGUCCUCGCCGGAGCCCGGCUCUGUCAUGCCCCCGCCGCGCGGCGGGCCGCUGGGUCCCGGAGCCGCUAUAUAAGCGCAGGCUAGUGGACAGUCGGAGGGGCUGAAGAUGAAGGUGCCCGCGCAUGGGCCCCCGCUGAUUGCCAACCCCUCCCGAGCCCGCGCCCAGCGCGGAGCCCGCGGCCGCCCAGGACCCGCCUUCGCCGCAGUAGCAGCUGGAGCAGCGACAGAGGAGGCAGCUGCGGCGGUGGCGGCGGCGCCCGAAGCCGGAGCGCGGAGAUCGGCGGCCGCAGCUCGGGGGCCGCCGCUGCCCCGGCUGCCAUGAGUUGUGCGGAGGUGAUGUAUCACCCCCAGCAGUAUGGAGCGCCCCAGUAUCUGCCCAACCCCGUGGCAGCUGCAACCUGCCCCACAGCCUACUACCACCCGGCGCCCCAACCUGGCCAGCAGAAGAAGUUAGCGGUAUACAGCAAGAUGCAGGACUCUCUGGAAGUCACCCUUCCCAGCAAACAAGAGGAGGAGGAGGAUGAGGAGGAGGAGGAGGAGGAGGAGGAGAAAGACCAGCCUGCCGAGAUGGAGUACCUUAACUCUCGCUGUGUCCUUUUCACUUAUUUCCAGGGAGACAUUGGGUCAGUAGUGGAUGAACACUUCUCAAGAGCUUUGGGCCAAGCCAGCACCCUCCAUCCAGAAUCUGCCAUUUCAAAAAGCAAGAUGGGGCUAACCCCCCUAUGGCGAGACAGCUCAGCUCUCGCAAGCCAGCGGAAUAGUUUCCCGACUUCCUUUUGGACGAGCUCUUACCAGCCCCCACCUGCACCCUGCUUGGGGGGUGUUCAUCCUGACUUCCAGGUCACUGCACCCCCUGGCACCUUUACCGCAGCCGACCCCAGCCCCUGGCCAGGACACGGCCUGCAUCAGACUGGCCCAGCCCCUCCCCCGCCCGCAUCCGAGUCCUGGCAUUACCCUUUGGCAUCUCAGGUGAGCCCAUCCUACAGCCACAUGCAUGACGUGUACAUGCGGCACCACCCCCAUGCCCACAUGCACCACCGCCACCAUCACCACCACCACCACCCUUCUGCUGGCUCUGCCCUGGAUCCCUCCUAUGGGCCCCUGCUGAUGCCGUCAGUGCGCACGGCCAGGAUUCCUGCUCCCCAGUGUGACAUCACAAAGACAGAUCCGACUACAGUCACCACUGCUACCUCAGCGUGGGCCGGAGCCUUUCAUGGAACCGUGGACUUAGUGCCAAGUGUGGGGUUUGAAACAGGUCUACAGCAUCAAGACAAGAGCAAGGAAUCACCCUGGUUCUGAAACACAGUAUUAGAAAGUCACAUUGAAGUGUGAAUCCAUGGGCCCACUGGGAAAGAGGCUGCCAGGAUUUCCCAUUCUGCAGUGGGACACACUAGACAUGGAAGAAGAAGAGGAAGUGUCAGCCAUCUAACCUUGGUUUGGAGCCUUUUUUUGAGAAAGCGGAGUGGGUCCUAGACAUUGAAGAAAAGCAUUUUUGUUUGUUUCCCUCAUCUGAGCCUUUGCCAACUGUGCAAAUCUUUUUUUUUUUGUCUUGCUUUUAUCAAUACAUGAUUUAAUUUUUGUUUCAUUUUGAUUUUUUUUUUUCCUUUUUGAACCAACCACCUUGUCAGGAAAAGAACCACAAAUGAAAAUGCUCAUCCUUUCAGGAAUACAAUUUUGUAGCUCUAUGUGUAUCUAUUUUUGUAGAAAUACAGAAAGUUUGAUUUAGCAUUGAUGGGCUAUUUUUGAGGGAUGUAUUUUUUUUAAUAUUGUAAAAAUUGGUAAGUUCUGUUUAAAGAACUUGCUCUCAGAGAAGCACUGGCAAAAAUGUUUAAAAUUUGUCUUUAAGAUGUCUGUGAUAUGCUCUGUGCUUUCUAGGUUACCUCAAGUGUUCGAUAGUUCCUUCUUUUUUUUUUCUUUUUAACAAAGUAGCACCAUAGCCAAGCCAAGAUAGUAUUGUUUUACAUUAAAUCUCAGUGAAGAUUUAAUUCCAUGCUAGCUCACUUAGCUUUGAGUUAUAUAUAUAGAUUGAAAAGGAAGUUUUUUAAUGACCAUACUAAAAAAAGGAUAUUUCAUUACUUCCGUUUGACCCAAAGAGUACUUGGAGUUUGACUAAGAAGAAAGUUUACAUCAACUUUCAGUCAGAUGGAGAGUUUGCCUAGCAUAUAUAAUUGUCUUUCUGCCCAUCCAACUUUGAUAAAUGGAACCAGUUUCUAUCAACCACUGGAAAAAAGAAUACAUUAACCCAUGCUACCUUUGAUUGCCAGUGACUUAGUUUUCUUGUUUCUAAUUAUUCAAUCAUGGCAAUUUUUAAGGUCAUAUUUUAAGUGAAUGUUUUUGUUUGUUUGUUUUUGGUUUUGUUUUCCUGGAGAUAGUGUGAAGGGAAAAUAUUUGGGAGAGUACUAGACACAGCACGAGUCUUUAGUUCAGUGGCUAUUUCUGAUAAUGCUACUCAUCAUUUAAAUUGAAAAAUAAUAUAUCGUAUAUGUGAUAUUUUAAACAUAGUGUUUUUCAAGUCUUUUUUUGGUUGUUUAGAUCUGGUCUUAGUUGAUUGAACUCUUUUUAAGAAAACAAUUUAGGGUAAAGUGAAAUUUAAGUUAGAAUAUGCCACAGUUCCUUAAAUUGGAGUUAUAAACUAGCCAUUUAUUAUUUGAAAUUUAUUCAUGAAAACUCAGGAUUCAACUUGGCAUGGCCCUCAGGACUUUAAUAAGGUGAAGUUGGAAUUAUCAUUAAGAUCCUAUUGGGAAGAGAUUACAGUUACAAAAGUAGCAGUUAGCAAUAUUUUAAGGAUUUUUUAUUCAAAGCCCUUUCUCUUAAAGCUGCUUCCAGAGGUGGGUCACAUUAAAGAGUUAGGGUUAUAGAGAAGUUUUAGUUAGGUUACCAGUUUCUCAAAUGUCCCCCAUCCUUGUCUUCAACAUGAAACAGUGUUUAGUGAAAUACCACGUUCCAUUUUAAAUUAUGUAUCUCUUGUGUGUAAACAUUAUAGCUAUAAGAACAACACAACCUUUGCUCAGCUAGGCAGAGUUCUUACAGAUAAUUUAAAGUAGUUCCCUUAUCUCUGUUUUAUGCUUCAGUUGUCUUUCCUGUUGCCUUGUGUGAGUUAUAAAUUUAUACACUGUCUUAUAUUUUUAUCACUCCAUAAGUUGCUUCUUAACUAGACUCUCCUUAACACAAUAUGCAUAUUUUUACCUAAUAUGAGGUUGAAACUUAAGGAAUUUUCCACUUACUAAUGACAUGAACUUAGAGUUCUAGGAAGUGGCUUGGUUAAAUUAUCUAUAUUUUGAUCUAUAAUUUGAUUUGUUAUGGUUGUAUGUACUUUGCCCAGUCUUUGGAGCAUGAAGUUGAUUGAAUCUAUAAAAUUGGUUUCCUCUUGUGUCCUCCUGAGUUUUCAAAGACAAGUAUUCAGCAGUUCCCAUGGGAUGAGUCAUUGGGGAUUAUUUAUUUUCUUCCUCUUCCCUUGGAACCUAUUAACUUCUUUUGUAGUUUCUCUUAGAACAGUGUUCUACUCCAACUCACUCAGAUCAUUCAAUUGGAUUUUCCCAAUUAAGGGAGAAGAGAAGUAUUAACUCUCCUUUCCUUAUUCUCUUUGAUUGAAUUCAAAGAGAGAACAGACAAUUGGAGAGCUUCACCCUGAAUUUGGACGGUGUUAUGUUCCACUGUAGGAUGGCACAUUCUACACAGUAGAAUGUAGGAUGAAACAUUCCUUGGCUCUGGGCCCAAGAAAAGUUGGGGACCUGAAUUCUGCUGUACUUAGGAAAGAUUUGCAAGUGAGGUCUCUUGUUGAGAAAAGACAUUGUUGACAUGUUGCAAGAAGUUAGAUCCUUGCCAGAUAAGGAAUAGAUCAAAAUCUAGAUAAAAAGAGAGUUCAUGUCUCUAUAAUUGCCUGGCACCCCCUUGUUAUGAUCAUAUUACCUUUACCACCAGAAGUUAUAAAAGAGGAUGAGUUAUAAUUUAGUAUGAUAUUCUGAAGUUAAAUUUAAAAUGCCAUCACUCUUUGGGUCUGCUUUCCUCACAUCAGAAUAAUGCUGUUGAACUUCCAGGUUUCUAAACUGCUUUACAGGGGCUACCAGAUUCCUCCCCAAUUCAUUUGGAACUACUCCACCUUUGACUAUUUUAAAAAUUAGACUUUAUUCAAGGUUUUUGAAGAUCUGUGAGGUAAACCACAUAAAAUAAUCUCCUUUAUUAGACAUCUAAUCUAAACUUCAGCCACUAAACUCUCAUGAGUUAAGGAACAACAUAAUAGUGAUAAAGUGGAUUUCAAAACAGGCUAUUUUGUCCCUCACUGUUUAUUUGAAAAGAGCCUAUAAAUAUUUUUAAAACAAAUGUUUCUUCUUGAGAAGAACUUUCAUCUAUAAUUUUUCUCCUUUCUCUUUCUUCUUAAAUUGUUUACAUUAUCAUUUUAAGCAAAAAUGGCCAGGGUUGCUCCAAAUUUUGCAAAUGAGAACCAGUGAUUUGCAAAUAAUUGAGGAAUUAGUUCUUUGAACUUUAUAAUAAACCUUAAAAAAAUUUUAGGCAUAAAACACGCCCUUGAGGAGCUCAUUAUUCCCUUUGCAAACCAUAUUUCCUAUUCCUGUUCUAAGACCUGCAGAAUAGGACUAUCUAGGUUUUGCAUUAGCUCUCUGGUUUAGUGUUACAUGUGCUAUUUAAACUUGCAACCAGAAACUAUAUUUUAAGAAACUAAAUUCUAUUUCUUACUGAGUGUCCCUCCCUUUGUUUCAUAAUAUUUGCUGAAGUAAAUCAGUGAGGCAGUGCCAUUAAGUGGUGGUAAAGGAAAGUAUACAUGCCGGAGUUUUGACUGGGGAUAAAGAGAGAAGCAGAAUGAAUUAGUGGAAAAGAGCAUUGGUUUGUGCAUUAGGUCAUUGUCUGAAUCCUGUCUUGGCCACAAUUAGAUAUGUGUGAUUUGGGGUUUAUUUAUCUUAUGAGGAAAGUGAGAUAAUAGUACCUAACUGGUGGGCUGUGAAGUGUGGAAAUCAUAUAUAUAUAUACACACACACACAUAUAUAUAUGAUGUUAUCAAUCAUAUCCUGUUUCAUUAGCUGUUUAACAAAUGACAGGUAUCACAAAUGUCUGUCAAUUUUGUAAGUAGGUCAUAAAUUGAGCUCCCAAAUGUCCCUUCUCUAUACUUUACGUAUCCAUUUCUACAGCAAUCCAAUAGAUAUGACUGCUUUUUCAUGACAAAUUGUUGCAAGAGAAUCUUUGCCCACUACUAUUUGUUGAAGAUAAAAUGUAAAUUUCUUAAUUAUUUCUGUUACUUUAGUGUGUCAUUUAUGAAAGAAAAUAAAUUCACCUUUUAGUGGUAUGUAGCUCCAACUGUGAGUUUUCUUACAUAUUCCCAAGUUUUAUUCACCUAGGAUCCCAAAUUAAGGCGACAUCUUUAUUAAAUCACCAAAGUUUAUAUUUUUCAAUUACAUUUUGGGCUUCCAUAGCACCUGGAAUAAAAACAUCUCCUUUGAAGUUAUUCAUUUUUUUUAUUUGCCUUGGAGGAAAAAUUGCAGAAUAUGGUGGAAAAAAUUGUUUGCAUGAAAAGGGGAGGGAGAAAAAAAACCCUUUACGAUCUCAGCAGAUUUACUCUGCUUGAGAAAAAAAGAAACAAGUUUAUUGGGAGCAGAUGUUGACAGUGUGUCAGUUAUUGAAGAUGGAAAGAGUUCGCUUGAACCACUGCAGUUACAAAGGGGUAUUGAUGGCAGUUAGAAUCCCUGUGAUUGAUCACACCUUCACAACAGACAUAAGGACAGCAGAGAGGCAGAAACUGUAUGAGACCAAGACUGAAAUCAGCUUGCUGAUUUUAACGUACACGAUCCUAAGGACCCAGUUUCAUUUUGUUUUGUCUUUUUGCUUUCCUCCAGGAUAAAAAAGACAUGUCUUUCAGAAAAUGUAAGCCUUCUUUGAGAAAUUAACUUUCAUUCUCUAUAAACAUGGCCUAAGAGCCCUUUAAAUCAAAUACUAAAAGUAUUAUUAAAGUCAUUUUAGAAAAAUCAGGUUAUAGUUUUAGUUCAGUAAUGUAUGUUGAAAAUAAAUAUGUAAACGACACAAAAGUGGAUGACUCAAGGUGGGGGUGGGUGGGCCCUACAAGGAAACCUCAGUCUCAAUAGCUUCAAAAUGUUAUUUGAGUAACUUGGUCAUGGACAUUGGUCACCGAACAGACUUUCAGGAUUUUUCAGUAGAUUUUUUCUCUUUUAGUGCUCUCUGGGAAUUUCACCCUAUAUGCUUUUACAAAGUAUAGAAAUAGCCAUUAUUAUAAAAAUAUCUUGAUUUUUUUAUUUCCUUCAUUGUCCAUUAUGCUUUUUUGUUUGUUUGAAAAAUAUUUUUAUAGUUUCAAAUAAUUAAUCAAACUAGUGUUCAGUCAAAAUUGCAAAUUAACUUGAUCCAGUAAACAUAUAUGAAUGUCUUUUUAAAGGUCCAAGGCAUACUAUUGAAUUAAGUGUAAUUAUGUAAGUAAUCAGUGAUACCUUCUAGAAAAGGGCAGGUCACCAUCAAGUAGCUGCUUUUUUAACAAUUUCUGGACUACUAAAUUUUGACCUAAGAGUAACUCUUAGAAAAAAGAUUCUUUAGGUUUUUGGUUUUUUUUUUGGUAUAUGCAUAAGAUGUGAACAUUUCUAAUAUCUCUUUAUACUAAUAGAGAUGUACAUUUCUUUCUGUGCUGUGGCUAGAGCAAAAAUGAAUAAUGAUUAUUUACACACACAUGAUUUAAUUUCUAAGGAUAUUUACCAUCGUGGAUAUUAUAUAUGAUUUAAAAAUACUAUUCCAUACAUUUUUCUGGAUGUACAAUAUAGGGAAGAGUUUUCAUAUGAAUUCUUUGUAUCAUUUUAGAGUUCAUAUUUUGAAAGAGAAAACAUGGAUUAGUUUGUUUUUAUCACAUACAUAUCUAGGUAAGGUGAAAUACUUUUAUUAAAAAAAUAGUAUGGAAGACUAUAUUUGUCACUUGAUUAGGUAAACUGAAAAUAAUAAUAGAAAUAUUAUCUUACAGCAUUGAAAUACAAUGAAAUUCCAGACUUGUUAGUUUUAUGAACAAUUUUAUGCUAUCUUAAUUUUACAUUUCCAGAAAGACAAAUUAACUAAUCUUACCUAUGUUGUCAGUCUUAAUUUACAAAAUUCCUAAAACUUUUGGGUUUGCAAGCCCCUUAUGAAGUCAUAAUUUUUGUUUUGUUUUGUUUUUCUCGGGAUUGUAGAAAGAGACAUUUUCAUAUUUCUAUUCACUCUUCAAAUGCAAGUCACAUAACUAUGUGUCAGUGAUAUGAGAUGAUGGAGGACUUUGUAGUAAAAACAAUGUCACCUUCAAUUUGUUCAAUAAAUAAUUUAAUGUGAAUUUCA